AUGCGUGGCGGCGGACGCAUCAGACACGUUCGAAUAAUAGACGAUGUCUUGACUGCGGAUUCCAUUAACAACGACACAAAGAAAAGAUUACCUCCUGAGGAUCCUCAUGCUGAAGUUUUUUCUCCUAUUUCGGAUCCUAGCGUAUCCAAUACGGAGAAUGGUACAGAAGAGAACUGCGAGUCGCUGCCAGAAGUCCAGACUGCGGUGAAUCCACUAGCUGGCCAAAAUCCACUGUUUAUCUUCUUCACAAGCGGCACAACCGGUUUACCAAAGGCGGCAGAAUAUGCUCAUCGAUCACUCAUCAUCAACCUUCAACAGAUGAGCCUUCCGCUCUACGGACCCGUUCAGCCACGGGAACGUUUCCUUCUUCCACUCUCGCUUUCUCACAUUUAUGGAGUUAUAUCCGCUUACUAUGCGCUGGUCAAUGGCGCAACUGUCUACAUGAUGUCGAAAGUGUCAGCAAAGACUCUCGUAGAGAACAUAGUAAAUUUAAAUAUAAAUGUCUCACAUAUCACAUCGGCAAUGAUUCUGUGGCUCUCCAUGGACACGGCGCUGGAAGCGCUACAAGCAAACAACCUUCGCUCGCUUUUGGUAGCCGGAGCACCAAUUGACGCAAAUUUGGCGAAUUAUGCCAAGCGAAGAAUGCACUUGAAGGAUUUGAGGCAAUCUUAUGGAAUGACAGAACUUGGAGGAUUGUGCACCCUUUCUCCUUACGAAUUCGACAAGAUCGAGAGUGUUGGAUCACCACUUCCAGGAAUGCUAUUCAAAAUUGUCAGCUGGGAAACCAAACAGCUUUGCCCGCCAAGAACACCAGGGCAGUUGAUGGUGAUGGGACCACAAGUAGCUCCAUGCUACUAUAAGAAUGCUAAAGCGACAGCUGAACUCCUAGACUCGAGCGGCUACGUGAAGACAGGUGAUGCCGCGUUUUAUGACGAGACUGGUAACAUCUAUGUGUUGGACCGAAUGAAGGAUAUAAUCAAGUACAAAGGAACACUGGUCUGUCCAUCGGAGGUCGAGUUGACGCUCAGAGUCCAUCCAGGGGUCGAUGACUGCGCUGUUGUUGGAAGGCAAGACCAUGUCUCUGGCGAGCAGGUGCCGGCCGCUUUUGUUGUGAAGAACUCGGCACACCCUCUGCUAUCGUCAGCUGAGGUCCGGCAGUAUGUUUCAGGAAAAAUCCCUACGUUCAAGGAGCUCCGAGGAGGGGUGUUUUUUGUACCAGAAAUUCCACGAAGCAUCUGUGGAAAAGUACUACGUCGACAUUUGAGACAAUUCUGGGACAGAGAAAGGACAAAUUCGAAGGACGUCGUUUCGAAAGACGGUAAACCAGGAAAACUGCUCGAUAGGACUGACAAGCUUGCCAGUAAGAAGGCUAACGGCACAACAACUCCGACGAAGAGACCACCUGGCCGUGCUCAGAAGAAGUAG
Molecule: messenger RNA, 1425 nt
Organism: Ostertagia ostertagi
Lineage: Eukaryota; Metazoa; Nematoda; Chromadorea; Rhabditida; Trichostrongylidae
Source: the annotation of a GenBank genome assembly